Messenger RNA from Aspergillus mulundensis, 933 nucleotides. RefSeq lists its product as uncharacterized. NCBI's taxonomy places the organism in Eukaryota, Fungi, Ascomycota, Eurotiomycetes, Eurotiales, Aspergillaceae. The coding region runs from base 1 to 933 and encodes 310 amino acids. The transcript has 2 exons. The record is from RefSeq and is a predicted model, not a curated record.
AUGCAUCGGCCUGCAGCUGUCACUUCGACGUACCUUCUUUCCACGCAACCAACGCAACGAGUCGAGACCGAGAUCUCUCCAGCCUCUAGAAACCGCAAGAGAGACACAUCCACUUCCCUGCUCGGCAAAGCAGGCCUAGCCCUAGGGCUGACUGUAGUGAUCCUCGCAGUAUCAGUCCUCGUCCUCAUAACAAUGCGCAUCAAAUACGGCCAGAGCUUCAAAUCGCUCUUCUCGCGCCGCUCAAAGGGGCGGAAAGCGAAAGGCCCCUCGAUGAUUCGUGAUGAUACCGAUUCCUCAACGUCAGCAUCGUCAUCCGCAUCCACAUUUCGGCCCCCGAGAUUGCAAUCUAUACGGCUCAGCAAGGAACUCGAGAUCCUGGGUCUCUUAACGGACCCUCGGAUCGCCAUGGAAGAGACAGCGUCGCCGGCGUCAUGGCUCUCGUCUAGUCCCGUCAGCACAUUGAACGCCAGGGCUUCGCCAUUACCAUCGCCAUCACCUUCUUACUCACUCUUCCCUACCGUUCAGCGACAACUAGUGCCGGAUCCUUACUGGAAAGAUUAUGAGAACGACGACGACGGGUACGAUACCGAGCGAGAGCAAGCUCUGACCUCCAAGGAAAACCAAGCAUCCUACCCAGUCUCUCCACUGCUUCCGCCCCCACCAUCGCUUUUGCUUCAGCCUCGGAGCCCGUCACGCGAACACUUCCCAGCACCGUCACCAGAAGCAGACCCAGGAACUGGAGCUCCGCUCAGCCCAGCACUGAGUUACCGCACCUUCGCGACCCGCUCGUCGGGGAUCUUCCCGUGGGGUACGGAGCCACAUGCUGUCGAUGUCGAGGAGGAUGUGGUGUCAGAGGUUCUGGUACUGCCUUCGCCGCCGCAAUUCGCGCAUUCAUAUGGGUAUGAACGGCGUGCUGGGAAUGGCGUGAAUUGA